Molecule: messenger RNA, 2268 nt
Organism: Hydra vulgaris (swiftwater hydra)
Lineage: Eukaryota; Metazoa; Cnidaria; Hydrozoa; Anthoathecata; Hydridae
Biological process (GO): protein import into nucleus
Cellular component (GO): nucleus; cytoplasm
Molecular function (GO): nuclear import signal receptor activity
Source: RefSeq, a predicted model, not a curated record
GUGGUUUUAUCUUUGGCAUUUAAAGUUCAUUCUAAAUCUUAAAAAUGAUUUUUAAUAAUUAUUGUGUGAUUUUAUAUUAGAAGCAAAUAUAAGUUUUAACAAUGUUUUUUGCUUUAAAGAUGAAUUAUUAAAAUGUUUUAUUUGAUGGCAAUUAUAAAUUUUUAUUUUUGUUAUUUUUAGUUUUAUUUAAAUUAUUUCAAAUGUUCAAUUUAUGAUUUUUUUUUUUAAAUUAGGUUUAUUAAAAUGACUGUAAUAAAUACAAUUGCAUCUUCUGGUUUCACAAAUGAGUUGAGUCUAUUAUGCAGCAGCACUAAGCUUGAGCGUGAUCGAGGCAGCUUAACUUUGAAAUGUUCACUUUCUAAAAUAGCUGAAAAUGAAAAUGGAGCAGAGUUAUGUUCUGAACUACAAAAGCUAGUUCUUGAAUUUUUUGCCAAUUACUCCGAUGGGAAUUGGGAGUCUUUACAUGGUCAUCUUGAAGUUGGAAAGCUGUUGAUUGAUAUGAAGUUAUUUUCUCCUGAUUUUCCUCGUGAGCUUCUUAAUUACAGUUUAAUUUACAUAGAACAUACAGAGUUUCGCGUUCGUAUUUUAGCUGGCGAAGUAUUAGGAAAAUUAUGUGAAAAUGUGGACACUUCUUUUUAUAAAGACUGUGAACCGAUUUUGAUGGAAAGUGUUAAAAAACAUUUGAGAAGAGAUGUUGUUGUUUCGUCUGAAAGUUUGACUCAUAAAACUGCUCAAGAUAUCUUUCAUGACACAGCCGGUUGGAAAUCACUUGAAACAAGCAUGAAGGCUCUUCAAUGUGUUGUUGAUGGCUGUGGUUUACACUUUUUUUCUUACAUGAACAAAGACUUAUUAAACCUUAUAUUUGAAAGUUUAAAACAUACUAAUCGUUUUGUGAGAGAAACUGCAUAUUACCUAUGUGCAUCGAUUGCCAGAUUCGGCAUUUUAUCACAAGAAAACUGUGAUAAAGAAUUAGCUAGUCAAUUAUGUGAAAGCUUGCGUAAAGGGUUGUCUGAUAAUUGGAGUCAAGUUAGACUAGCUGCUUCUGUUGCUACUCGACAGUUUUUCCAAGAUCUCAAUGAGACAGAUAAAAAAGUUUAUUAUAAAACUUUGCUUCCUGCCAUGUGUAUAAAUAGGUAUUAUUUAGCUGAGGGAGUGAGGUUGUAUAACCAAGAGUCAUGGCGUCUCAUUUUAGGAAAUGAUGGGCGUGCUAAUGUUGAACUAUUGAUUGAAGAUGUCGUUACAUUUUACAUCUCUCAAACAGAGAGUGAUAAUCAUGCAGUAAGAGAAGCCGCUUGUCAUUGCAUGGCAGAGCUUGGUACAAAAAUUAGUCCUGAAGUAGUUCGACCUUAUCUACCUCGUUUACUAGAAGCUUUGCAUUUUUGCUUUAAAGAUGAUAGUUGGCCAGUUCGAGACACUGCUUGUGUUGCAUGUGGAAACUUUGCACUUUCAUUUCCUCAAGAAUGUGCCCAGCUUAUUGAUACAAUUUAUCCUCUGUUUUUUACAAACCUAGGAGAUCCUAUUCCAACAGUACGACAAGGAGCUGCUGUAGCUUUAAAAAAUGUUGUUAAAGCAUUUGGAGAAAAAAGUGCCGAUCUUGUAUUUAAGAAACUUAAUGAAGGUUUAGGAGCGGUCGAGUUUCAAAAAGCAUCUUCUGAACGAUAUGAUGGCUUGGAAAAAGGUGCAGCAACAUACGGAGUUGUAAAAAAGUUACAUGAUAAUGAUUUAGAUUUACAUUCCAAUCAGGUUAUGUACUCUUGCGGCUCGCUGGCACCCAAAAUGAAAAGAGGUGGUGGUUGUUCUGACCAUUCAUUUAAACGACCUUCUGAACCUUGGGAACUUGCAGAUGGAUGUGUGUACUUGCUUAGUGAGUUAUCUAGUGUCAGUGAUGUGCAUAAACAUGUUGUUGAAUCAAUUCGUCACCUUAUUGAAGCAAUAAAGUUCAAACAUUACAUCCAUCAUCUAAAUUUUUUUGAAAGUGUUAGUAAAGUUUUACCAAAUAUUGCUAAAGGAUUGGGAAAACGAAUUUUCAAACAACACAUCGAAGGCUUUUUUGACAUGUUGUUUUAUUCGCUUUCUUCUGAAAAUGCUCUCAGCAAAUUGGCUGCAAAUGAAUGCGUUGAAUUUUUUAUUGAGUUUUUUGGAUUAAAUAUUGUGAAGGGGCGAGUUGAGAACUUUAACCCAAGUUAUAUGGCUAUAUUUGAUCAAAUAGCUUGUAAUAAGUUUAUGUGAAUGUUUAAGAUAUAUUUACAUUAUAUUGUUAUUUAAAAA